GAAACCGGGGCGGUGGGUAUUUUUAAGACUGACAGCAUAACCAACCAAUAAUAACACACAAUAACAUUGCAAUGCUCACACAAAGUCGGAGCAUUUUUUAGGGCGGGACUACGACUACCACUCAUUAAACGCAGUAUUGUUGAAGGGGACUGAGAAAGUUUUUAGCUAUUUUUGUCUUCCUUCAUGAUGUUUUUCUCUCGUCACGCCGGAUCAACCUGGUUUGGAAUACCGUAGUUGUGGAUCGAUACUAAGAACAGUUGGUGUUGUCCUGCUACGAGACGAUUUUGUGCGUUUAGCAAAUGUUUCUAAAUUCCCAGCUAGUUAGCUAGCCUGCUUGCUACUGAGCGUGGUGCAAAUUCCGCAGGUUCUGUCAUGACAGCCUUCACAUGUAACGUUGGAAUUAUGCAUGCAUGCAUUGCGUUUGAUUAAUGCAGCACAUGUGGUCUGCUUACAAAGUAUUAUUUUGUAACAUUUAUUUUAGCUUCUGGUAUUUUUAAGAGACACACUGGCAAGUUUUGACAGAUAUGCUGUUGAGGCAGGCUAGCUAGCAAACUAAACAUUAGCGGGUUCGGUGACUCACUGCAGCCAUGCAUACCCGAAAUGAACUCGGCGUCACCACCGUCAUUUGCCACAUAAGACUACAGAAAAGACUUUGCUCUGACAAAAGGCCUUAUUAAUGUUGAGUUUCCAAGACUGCCUUGCUCAAUCACUAGACAUUGCCACAUUUUUGCGCUCGGGAUUCUAUGACAUACUCAAGUUAUUCUCAGCUAGAUUCAGUUGAAUCGCUGAUUAACGAGCUUCCCUAUAUGUUUUAUCUGGGCCUGUUUUUUGUUAACGUUUUGAUCUUGUACUAUGCCUUUCUAAUGGAGUACAUAGUCCUUAAUGUCGGGAUAGUAUUUCUGCCAGAGGACAUGGACCAGGCACUGGUGGAUUUGGGCGUGCUAUCUGACCCGGGGUCUGUUCCCUAUGACACGGAUACAGAGCUGGAUGUUUUCGAAGGGUACCUUGAGUGAGCGUGUUAUAAGGUAUACAAACUCGCCAAUGAUGCUCUGCUUCAGUAGAGAGUGCUGGACGUUAUGGCACACCUUUUUUGAUGCGUGUGCAGUGCCAUUGAAAACGCCAGAACCUUUUCAUGCAAAAAGGCCCUCUUCAUUAAACACUAUAUCCUGGUUCAAGAACUGUUGGACCCCUUGAUCCAGAUGAAGGUCAGUCUCCCCAUGGGUGGAAAAUGUGCUGUCUGAACAUGACUGGACCAAAAUAUGUAUGCAGAGACACCAAUACAGCCCUCCUCCUCCGAGCACAGGUCACAGAAAAUCUUGACCUGCCUCUUGUUUCCAGCACUCCAAGAAGAAGGUAGAGGCUUGACCUCCUUGCGCAAGAUUAAGCCCAUCUCUGUUUGCAUCUCAGCACUCAAUCCUGCAGUUGCAUUUCAGAUACAAAUCUCUACCUGCCAUUUCUAACCUGCAUGUUUAGCUAAAAAAAGCAAUAAACACUAAGGAUGAUAAGGUAUCUGGAGUAGGGGUGUUAUACUGUCAUCAUUCACAUAUUUUAAAACAUGUGUACAGUUCUGUUACUAAGGCACAAUAGAUGGACAACAUUUGAACAAUAAGUGAUUAACUGCCAGUAACAAAUUACCCAACCAGAAACUGGGCCUCUGUUGAUGCCCUUUGGUCCUAAACGUAGGCAAGUAAAAAAAAAAAAGAUUUUGUUUAUGUUUUUAUGAGAAGGAAACAAACAUGUUUAUCACAUGUUCAAAGUUUUCCUUUUUUGACUCCCUCAGAAUGAUACUGCACCUUUUUCUACAGGAUGAUUUAAUACAUCAUAUUUAACAUAUAUAUUUAUUAUAAUUAUUAUUAUUAUUAUUAUUAUGUGGUCAGUUAGGCUGAUAUUUUGAAAGGGUAGUGUAUGAUUAUGACAAUCAAUGCAUGCAUCGUUUGUUCCUGAAUAGUCCUACUUUUUGUGUUUCUUUUCUUCUCUGAUCUAGAUUUUCACAAGACAGUAAGUGUGCAGAUGUCUCACUUCUGAAUUGCUUCAAAGGUUUUUGUUUAGUUAUGUUUCGAGUAAAAUGGAAUUGAUGAGCACCCAAAAGUGCUAUAUUUAGCUUUUUCAUCUGUUGCACACAAAUGUAUAACAAACAUGGCAGGAAUUGAGAGGAAGAUGCAUUUAUUUUAGAAUUUUUAUUAUGGUUAUUUUAGAUACCAUGUCUUCAUGAUCAUAGUAUGAAGAAGUCUACUGUUGUUCUAUGAGUGUGUGAUUGCCGUACCAUGUUAAGGAGCUGUACCUGUAAUGCUCUGUGCAAGUACUGUACUUUGCUGGUAUGUACAAGAAGGAAUGACCUGUCGGCAUAGCUGGUAUGUGUUUUACAGCUCUGCACCAUAGAGGCAUAAUAUGGACUUGGAAAUUGUCAUAGGUUUGGGAACACAUUCAUUUAUCAGACAGUUAAAAAAAAUGAGGGAGAAUGUAGCUACAGUUUGCUCCAUUUUGUACUUGUACAAAAAAAUAAGUAAAAAAUGAUUCUAACAUUACUCAUCCCAUUUGUAUAAUAUCUCAGCAGUAGAAAUAUUCAUUCCCCCCCAUGCUAUUGGCCUAAUAUGGUUGCUGAUGACCGCUACUCUAAAAUAUUAAGAAGAUAUCAGAAAAUGUCAUAUGGACAGUGUUCUGCUUUAUCAACAGAAAUGUCAAUUUUUGCACAGAGGAUUAUGUGAACUGCUUUCUCCAGUAUAAUUAAUUUCCAGCAACUGAACUGACCAGCACGGGGGUGCUUCAUUAACGUGCAGCCACCAUGUAGCCUAGUGUUACUAUUACCAGAAAGAAAUCAUACUGAUAUGAGAAUAAGACUGACUGCAGAAAACAGAUGUAAUAAUUGUUUUAUUAUAAAAAGUCGUAGAAGAGUGUGUAAAAAAAGAGACCUUAAAAGGCUUAGUGCAGACAGAGCACGUCUGUUACAGACGUCGGGUUUAAGCACUGUAGUGUGCAUGGUGGGUUAGCAGCGUGGAGGGACUUCUUUCCUCUCAUUAUCAUCUAGGAAUGCUGAAUCCUUAUCCUCUUGUCCUGUUGAUGCAGAUGCUGGAGUAUACCAUAUGGUAUGUAAUGGUUCCACAUCCUUUGAAAGAAAAAUAGUGCUGUUUAUUUUUGCAACAAUGUGCAACAAAAUAUCAUCCAAUGCAGUUAAGCAAUAAAUCAUCAUUUGAGCAGUGUGGGACAUA
Molecule: messenger RNA, 3206 nt
Organism: Alosa sapidissima (American shad)
Lineage: Eukaryota; Metazoa; Chordata; Actinopteri; Clupeiformes; Clupeidae
Gene: dexi
Product: Dexi homolog (mouse)
Exons: 2
Coding region: 744-1013 (89 amino acids)
Source: RefSeq, a predicted model, not a curated record